AUGUCAGGAGGAAACAGAGUGACUGAGUUCAUCCUCCUGAGCUUCCCCUGCCCCAGAGAGAUGCAAAUCCUCCUCUUUGGUGUGUUUUCUCUGACAUAUGUACUAACCCUUAUGGGGAAUGGGUCUAUCAUCUGGGCAGUAAGAUUGGAUCAUCAACUCCACACCCCCAUGUAUAUUCUUCUAGCCCACUUUUCCUUCUUGGAGAUCUGCUAUGUUAAUACCACAGUUCCCAACAUGUUAGCCAAUUUCCUCUCUGAAACCAAGACCAUCUCCUUCACUGCCUGCUUCCUCCAGUUCUACUUUUUCUUUUCUACAGGUAUCACUGAGCCAUUCUUUCUAUCCCUCAUGGCUUUUGACAGAUACUUGGCCAUUUGUCAGCCUCUGCACUACCCCACCAUCAUGACUGGACAUUUCUGUAUCAAACUAGUGCUCUUCUGCUGGGUUACAGGUUUCCUUUGUUUUCCCCUCCCUAUUUAUUUCAUGACUCAAUUGCCUUUCUGUGGCCCAAAUGUCAUUGAUCACUUUAUCUGUGAUCCAGGUCCCCUGCUGGCUUUGACAUGUGUCCAUUCUCCAAAACUUGAGCUUUCUUUUUCUAUUAUACCAUCUCUUGCCAUCUUCCUUACUUUUCCUUUCAUCCUUGGAUCAUAUGCUCUGGUCUUCAGAGCAGUCUUACAAGUCCCUUCAGCAGCUGGCAGAAAGAAGGCUUUCUCUACUUGUGGGUCCCACCUGACUGUGGUCUCUCUCUUUUUUGGAACAGUCUUGGUCAUGUACAUCACCCCAACAUCAGGACACAUAACCACAACUCAAAAGAUUGUCACAUUGUUUUAUUCAGUGUUUACCCCACUCGUGAAUCCCCUAAUCUAUAGCCUCAGAAACAAAGAGAUGAAGACUGCCCUAAAAAAAGUACAACUGGCCAUGAAAAUUCUUCCAAAUAAAUGGGAUAGUGUCAGUAAACCUGCUUUAAAGUCUUAA
Molecule: messenger RNA, 972 nt
Organism: Monodelphis domestica (gray short-tailed opossum)
Lineage: Eukaryota; Metazoa; Chordata; Mammalia; Didelphimorphia; Didelphidae
Product: olfactory receptor 11H4-like
Biological process (GO): G protein-coupled receptor signaling pathway
Cellular component (GO): membrane
Molecular function (GO): G protein-coupled receptor activity; olfactory receptor activity
Source: RefSeq, a predicted model, not a curated record